Molecule: messenger RNA, 2943 nt
Organism: Tarenaya hassleriana
Lineage: Eukaryota; Viridiplantae; Streptophyta; Magnoliopsida; Brassicales; Cleomaceae
Product: sucrose synthase 5
Exons: 14
Coding region: 255-2777 (840 amino acids)
Biological process (GO): sucrose metabolic process
Molecular function (GO): sucrose synthase activity
Source: RefSeq, a predicted model, not a curated record
AAGAUCGGUUGCAUAACAACAUUUUCAUUAUCACACCUCUAUUAUAAACCCUCUCCCCCUAUAUAUAUAUAUAUAAAUAGACCAAGAUCGUUCGCGUAACAACAUUUCAUUGCCAUAUAUCUACAAACCCUCUCCCUCUUAUAAAAGCAGAUAUACCAAGAUCGUUCGUGUAACACGUACCAUCAUCACACAGAAACAGCGAUACAGUGGGAUUCUUCCACAAAUACAAGCUUAACCAAACGCGUUUUGAGAGAAUGGCGUUGGGGGUGGCGUCGCAAUCGCUGGCAGAUGGGAUGGCGGGGGAGGCGGCGGGGACAAACCGAGGGCACACGAAACGUUGCCUUGAGAAGUACACUGAGAAGGGGAGAAGGCUGAUGAAGUUAAACCAGUUGAUGGAUGAGAUGGAGAUGGUUAUUGAUGAUGUAACCCAAAGACAGAAGCUCUUGGAGGGUGAUCUUGGCAAGAUCUUGUGCUUCACUCAGGAAGCUGUGGUGAUACCUCCGAACGUAGCGUUUGCGGUGAGAGGAAACCCAGGCAGCUGGGAACAUGUGAAGGUUAACGCUUCAAAUCUGUCGGUCGAGCCUCUCUCGAGCACGCAAUAUCUCAAACUCAAAGAGCAGCUAUUCGACGAAACUUGGGCGAAGGAUGAAAAUGCAUUGGAGGUUGAUUUCGGAGCUUUAGACUUCACUCUUCCUCGCCUUUCGCUCUCUUCCUCGAUCGGCAAUGGCCUCGGUUUCGUCUCUUCGAAGCUCAGCGGGCGUUUGGACGACAAUGCUCAGCCGCUCGUGGAUUACUUGUUGUCACUUGAACACCAAGGAGAGAAACUUAUGAUCAACGAGACAUUGCACACUGCGUCGAAGCUUCAGAUGGCUUUGAUCCUCGCAGACGUUUUCCUCUCGGAACUCCCCAAGGAAACUCCCUAUCAGGCCUUUGAACUCAGGUUCAAGGAAUGGGGAUUCGAGAAGGGGUGGGGAGACACAGCAGAGAGAGUGAAGGAGACAAUGAGGGUCGUGUCGGAGAUCCUUCAAGCCCCGGAUCCUCGGAACACGGAGAGAUUCUUCAGCAAGAUUCCGAGAAUCUUAAACGUCGUGAUCUUCUCGGUUCAUGGAUACUUCGGGCAAACCGACGUGCUCGGUUUGCCUGAUACCGGCGGUCAAGUUGUGUAUAUUCUUGACCAAGUCAAGGCUUUAGAGGAUGAAUUGCUUCACAGAAUCCAAUCUCAAGGGCUCAAUUUCAAGCCUCAGAUUCUUGUGGUGACAAGAUUAAUCCCGGAGGCAAAGGGUACAAAAUGUAACGAAGAACUUGAACCCAUCUUCGGCACAAAACAUUCAAACAUUCUCCGGAUUCCAUUUGUUACAGAAAAUGGAAUUUUGCGGAAAUGGGUUUCUCGGUUUGAUAUCUACCCUUUUCUCGAGAGAUUCACGCAGGAUGCGACAGCAAAGAUAUUGGACAUUAUGGAAGGAAAACCAGAUCUAAUAAUAGGAAAUUACACCGAUGGAAACCUUGUGGCCUCACUCAUGGCCAAUAAACUCGGGGUUACUCAGGCAACAAUUGCGCAUGCCUUGGAGAAGACAAAGUACGAGGACUCAGACAUCAAGUGGAAAGAGUUUGAUCCGAAAUACCAUUUCUCAUGUCAAUUUACUGCAGACUUGAUCUCUAUGAACGCCGCAGAUUUCGUUAUUGCCAGCACUUUCCAGGAAAUCGCUGGAAGCAAAGAGAGACCGGGACAGUAUGAGAGCCACAUGACAUUUACACUUCCGGGGCUAUACAGAGCGGUUUCCGGCGUGAGUGUCUUUGAUCCACGCUUCAACAUUGCCUCUCCCGGCGCCGAUCAAUCCAUGUAUUUCCCGUUCACCGAUCAAAACCAGAGACUGACCAAAUUCCAUCCCGAAAUCGAAGAACUCUUGUACAGCGAGAACGAUAACGAGGAACACACUGGUUACUUGGAGGAUAAGAAGAAACCGGUAAUCUUCUCAAUGGCGAGAUUCGACAUGGUUAAGAACUUAACCGGCUUAACCGAGUGGUACGGCAAGAACAAGAGGCUUCGAGACUUGGUCAACCUCGUGAUCGUUGGAGGGUUCUUCGAUCCUACGAAAUCGAAAGAUAGAGAAGAGAUGUCAGAGAUCAAGAAAAUGCACUCGUUGAUCGAAAAAUACCAACUCAAGGGUCAAUUCAGAUGGAUUGCUGCUCAAAAAGAUCGCAUAAGAAACGGCGAACUGUACCGUUGUAUCGCCGACACAAAGGGUGCUUUCGUUCAGCCUGCGUUAUACGAAGCCUUUGGCCUUACAGUUAUCGAAGCCAUGAACUGUGGACUAGUCACUUUCGCAACGAACCAAGGCGGUCCGGCUGAAAUUAUCGUUGACGGCGCCUCCGGCUUCCACAUUGAUCCAAACAACGGCGAAGAAUCGAGCAACAAGAUUGCGGAUUUCUUCGAGAGGUGUAAGAUUGAUCCUAGUCAUUGGGAUCAGUAUUCGGCUGCAGGGCUUAAACGCAUCAACGAAUGCUAUACAUGGAAGAUAUAUGCAAACAAAGUGAUAAACAUGGGAAGUACAUACAGCUUUUGGAGACACUUGAACAAGGAUCAGAAGCUAGCAAAGCAGAGAUAUAUCCAAUCUUUCUACAAUCUCCAAUUCAGAAACUUGGUGAAAACUGUGCCGGUCGCGAGCGAUGUUCCUCAGCCGCCGCCACCUCCUCCAAAGCCUGUGGUGAAACCUCCAACCACCAGAAGUGCCAAGCGAACACAAUCUCGAUUCAGCAGCAGGCUGUUCGGGGCUUAAAGCGGAUACCAAGAACUUUCAUGGAAGUGCGCGAUUGCCAUGUUUAAACGUCUCGGGUCGAUUUCUUUCGCGUUUAAUUUGUGUGCUCAUUCGAGGGAAUAAAAAGUAACGAUGUGAAUGAAAAACCUCAAAUAAUAUAAAUAAAAUAUGUGUGAUGUUAUCAUUA